Molecule: messenger RNA, 1843 nt
Organism: Galleria mellonella (greater wax moth)
Lineage: Eukaryota; Metazoa; Arthropoda; Insecta; Lepidoptera; Pyralidae
Exons: 11
Coding region: 357-1334 (325 amino acids)
Source: RefSeq, a predicted model, not a curated record
GACAUUAGACUUAUAUUAUUUACCUUUAUUAUUAAAAUUGAUCACUAAUAAAAAAAUGGAAUUUCGAAAUAAUAACGAUAGAUAAAGCAGUCUGUGUUAUACAACAUAACCUAAUUUAAAAAAUAAUUUUUAGUAUGUUAUCUUUACAUCGCCUCUAUGGGCAUCCACUGACCCAAAUCUUAAUCCUUAUUAAUAUAAUAAAGUAACUUUUUACCCGCUGUUUCGUAACGUGGAUUUCAAAAGAAGGGAAACCAAAUACCGCUAUUAGAUGACGUACCUACAAGAAACAUAUACAAGUUACACCUUCAGGAACCCAAUUGUGAAAACAUAUCCAAUUUCGUUCAUGUUAACCGACAAUGUCUGAUGUGGAACAUGUGGAGCACCUGGAUGAUACCGCAGAUAAUUCCCAGAUCCUGUCUGCCGAAUAUAAAGAUGGACAAUUGCAGAUUGUCGAGGUGACGCCUUUUGAAAAAAAUGAUCAGCACCCUGAUGCCCAAAUCCUGCCAGACUUGGAGUCGGAUGAGGUGGACCCGCAAUCGCGCUAUGUGCAAGUGAUCAACCCCGACAAGUCCGUUAUGCAGCUGGAUCUCCUCAACAUGACUUUGGUCAGAUGCGACGACGGUUCGUACAAAUUGGUGGCCAACGCGGAGACCACCAGCGACAUACCGGCGGACUCGACCGUCACCUGCGUGCUGCAGUCCAGCGAUAAUGAAGACCCCGACAACCAGGACGCGUACGUGAUGGUGAACGACGAGCAGGGUCCGCUGGUCUUCCUCCAGUCCACGCUGCCGCAGACGAACAGAAACCAGGAGCAGAGCGUGAAGCCGGUGAAGUUGGAGAAAAAGGCCUUAUCCCCUGCUGAGAUAUUGGAAAGGGCGAAGAAGCUUCAGAAGGCGAAGGCGCUGGUGUCGCGGCCGGGGCGGACGCGCGGCCGCCGCCGCAAGUCGGACCUGCCGCCGCCGCACGAGCUGCUCAGCUCGCCCAACUUCAAGCUGUUCCUCUACUCGUGCAAGGUCUGCAGCUUCAAAUGCAACGCCAUCAAGGAGAUGACCGCCCACAAGGCGGCCGAGCACGCGGCUUCGGGCGGCGGUCGCUGGCGCGGCGGGCGGGCGCCGGCCGCGCUGCAGUGUGCACGCUGUCCAUACAAGGCCGCCUCGCACUCGCAGCUCAUGAAGCACGUCCAAGAGAAACACGUGCAUCAAACGUUAAUCUCCGAAGACAAGGACGAGAACACCAUGCAGGUACUCGUGUGCGGCGCGUGCGGCUUCGAGUCCAGCUCGAGAAAUAUAUUCAAGAAGCAUCUAGAAGAUAAACACGGCGCGAUCGCGCGCUAGUCUAGAACGUUCUACAUGCGUUAGUGCGGACAUAAAGUGAGACUGGUAGUUUUAGUAUGAUUAAAAAUAAUUUCCGAAAAAAAUGAACUUAGGCGCGCUUGUAAAUUUAUUGUUUUAACCGACUUCGAAAAAGGAAGUUCUAAAUUCGGUUGUAUUUUUUUUUAUAUGUUUGUCACCUCAUAACUCUGUCAGUUGUGAAGCGAUUUGGAUUUUUUUUUAUCUGAAAGAAUUUACAGAUAUGAAAACUGUAAAUGACUGAUUGGUUCAACGAAUUCAUGCAUUCUCUGACGGCCCACCUGAUGGUAAGUGGUGACCGUCGCCUAUAGACAUGAGCAGUACCAUGGACAUAACAGAGUAUACUGUUUCGCCCAUGAUACCCCCCAUGCGUUGCCAUUCCUGAGAACUCGGAUGUUAUAUUUUUAAACCUAUCUGUCAUAUGUCAUUUCUCUAAAUCUAUUUUUUUUAAUGUAGUUAUAUGUAUAUAUGUAAUUAAAUCAAUUUUUUUUUAA